Molecule: messenger RNA, 1377 nt
Organism: Cryptomeria japonica (Japanese cedar)
Lineage: Eukaryota; Viridiplantae; Streptophyta; Pinopsida; Cupressales; Cupressaceae
Product: phytyl ester synthase 2, chloroplastic-like
Exons: 8
Coding region: 220-663 (147 amino acids)
Cellular component (GO): membrane
Source: RefSeq, a predicted model, not a curated record
UGUUUUGAAUAAUUGUCAAAUUGUAAUUUCUUUGGAAUGCAUUGAACACUAUUUGAUUGGUGCAGGUAUGGCCAUGUCAAGGCAAGCCAAUUUGCAGCUUAUCAACUGCUGAAGGAUGGAGAAAGCAUCCUUCUUUUCCCUGGAGGAGCAAGGGAAGUGAACAAGAAAAAAGGUGAAUCCUACAAGUUGAUAUGGAAAUCAUCAACACAAUUUGUUCGUAUGGCAAGUCGCUUUAAGGCAAUUAUCAUCCCAUUUGCAGCUCUUGGUGGUGAUGAUGCGUUUACUGUCCUAACAGAUUCUGAAGAACUGUUAGAUUCACCUAUUGGUCCAUUUCUCAAGGAUAUAUGUUCUCAGUUCAAUCUGGAUCCAGAGAUCAUUCCUCCUAUUACAGCAUUACCUGGUACAACUAUACCAAGCCUGUUUCCAAUACCUUCCAUUGAGCGAAUUUAUUUCCAUUUUGCGGAACCAAUUGACACUGCAAGUUAUAGUGACAUCUUGAAUGAUCGAAAACAGUUUGCAAGUUUAUACUCUUUGGUGAAGAGACGAGUUGAAGAAAGCAUUGAUAAACUGCAGCACAUUCGCUGGAAUGAUCCCGAGAGGGGAUUACCACAACGCCUUACAUCAAAAAUCUCGAGCUUGGUGUCCAAUAUUUACAAAAUAUAGUAUGGCCUUGAAUAAGACAGCGCGGGUUCUUUAAUCUAAGAAAGACAUGUCAGAUAGUUCAAUCACUCUCCUCCUUAUUCAAAUUAAAUAACUGGUUAUGGAGGCAGCUGAUGUUCCUGAUACAGAUACAUGAUGGUCAUUUCCUAAUUUAUCCCUCUGACCAUCAGCUUCCACAGAUUUCAGUUUCCAUAAAUCAAUCUGAAUGAUAAUAAAGACUGCUAAGCUUUUGUUUUUUGUACAAGGUCUCUCUUUUUUGCACAUUUAGUAAGAUGAUGUACAAAAUCACGCUUUAAGUAGCUUUUUACUUUAUCGAGUCUGAGUUAUUUUCUUAAACUAUAUUCACAAAAACACCAGAUCUUUUUGUAAUAACUUUAGUGUUAGUAACUCCGACUUCUAUUUUUGUGCUACUCUUUUCUCAGAUAUAUAUAUAUGUAUAUAUAUAUAUAUAUACUGUCUAAAAGAGCGUUUUGUUAGUGCUGCAUCAAACAUCAAUUUUCUUCUGUAAUUAACAGGACAGUUUGAUUAGGUUCUGACAUUCUGGGACUCUCUGUUGGAUCUACCAUCAAAGAAAGGAUCAAAACCAGCGUUAGAUCCUUUGUUUUGAAGUUUGUUAAAAAAGAAUAGGACAAAAUGUGCGAAGCACAGGCGAUUUGUAUGGGCUGCGCUCAGGAAUUCAGAUUUAUAUUAAUAAAUUGAUUCAAGCUUUUUACCAUC